AUAAGGAACUCCGUCCCGACCUUAGCACCGCCGCAUGAUUGGAAGUUUGUCCGCCUAUCGAAUUAUUAUUGGUAGUUUAAUUGGCGUUGGACACCGUCGAAUCGUUAUCAGUGCGUUGAAUGCACGGACUUGUUCAGUCGCAAACCAAAUCUCGUUAGUGUGGCUCUCACAAGCACGCUUCCAUUGUUUCGCAUCGGUUCAAUUAGUAAAAUCCUCAGUCAAGAUGGCAUGUGACCUACCGAAAAGAGUUUGUAUCGUCGGAAGUGGAAAUUGGGGUUCGGCAAUUGCCAAAAUCGUCGGUUCGAAUGCGGCCAAACUGAAACAUUUCGAUGACAGGGUCACCAUGUAUGUCUAUGAGGAAAUUAUCCAUGGCAGAAAGUUGACGGAGAUCAUUAACGAACAACACGAAAAUGUUAAAUAUUUGCCGGGACACAAACUGCCCCCGAACGUUGUGGCGAUUCCGGAUGUGGUGGAAGCGGCCAAAGAUGCGGACAUCCUCAUUUUCGUCGUGCCCCAUCAGUUUAUCAGGACGCUGUGUUCGACAUUGUUGGGAAAAAUUAAACCAACAGCCAUAGCACUUUCACUGAUUAAGGGAUUCGAUAGAGCGGAAGGCGGUGGCAUCGACCUGAUAUCUCACAUCAUCCAAAGGCAUCUGAAAAUCCCAUGCGCCGUCCUCAUGGGAGCCAACCUUGCUGGCGAGGUUGCCGACGAGAAGUUCUGCGAGACAACAAUCGGCUGCAAAGACUACAAACUGGGCUACAUUCUCAGGGACAUCAUCCAGACCGACUAUUUCCGCGUCGUCGUUGUAGAUGACGAGGACACCGUCGAAGUGUGCGGUGCUCUCAAGAACAUUGUGGCUUGCGGAGCCGGUUUCGUCGACGGCCUGGGCCUGGGCGACAACACGAAGGCGGCCGUCAUCCGCCUGGGACUGAUGGAGAUGGUCAAAUUCGUUGACGUUUUCUACCCAGGUGGCAAGCUGUCCAGCUUCUUCGAGAGCUGCGGCGUCGCCGAUCUGAUCACCACCUGCUACGGUGGACGUAACCGCAAGGUGAGUGAGGCCUUCGUCAAAACCGGUAAAUCCAUCAAGGAACUCGAGGACCAAAUGCUGAACGGACAGAAAUUGCAAGGACCGUUCACAGCCGAAGAAGUCAACUACAUGUUGAGGGCGAAGAACAUGGAAGAGAAGUUCCCGUUGUUCACCGCCAUUCACAAGAUUUGUACGGCCGAACUUCCAGUCACGGAGUUCAUCAACUGCAUCAGAAACCAUCCGGAGCACAUGAAUUCUAGAAUAGAUGUGUCUGACAGACCCAUGCCUCAACAUGCUAGCAAACUUUAACAAUAUCAUAUUGCCUACUAACUGAGUUUGGGUGUUAAUUAACAUGAUUUUGCUUAAUUUUAUGGUUGGUUCGAACUUCAAAGGAUAAUCAAACCAUCUAACAAAUAGCCUUAGGAUAUUAACAUUCUGUGAUUUUUUUUAUUAUUUUGUAUAAUUAUUUUUAAUUUUAUAUACUUAAGUAAUUUGAAUGGAAAUAAAUAAUAUCCAUUA
Molecule: messenger RNA, 1546 nt
Organism: Aethina tumida (small hive beetle)
Lineage: Eukaryota; Metazoa; Arthropoda; Insecta; Coleoptera; Nitidulidae
Gene: Gpdh1
Product: glycerol-3-phosphate dehydrogenase [NAD(+)], cytoplasmic
Exons: 7
Coding region: 35-1336 (433 amino acids)
Biological process (GO): glycerol-3-phosphate catabolic process; carbohydrate metabolic process
Cellular component (GO): cytosol; glycerol-3-phosphate dehydrogenase (FAD) complex
Molecular function (GO): NAD binding; protein homodimerization activity; glycerol-3-phosphate dehydrogenase [NAD(P)+] activity
Source: RefSeq, a predicted model, not a curated record